CUUUUGCGUGAUAUUCACCUGGCACAGUAUCCGGAUUCGUCCGUUAUUCUGGGGCAUUUGGCUCCAGUACACAGGUCCACCGCUGUCGGCUUCUACUUUUCUGCUGUCUGUCUUCUAAUUGCAUGCUUAUUAGCGUGUCCUCUGCGCUGGCUUUCUAAGCGGGAGUUUGCAGCAACUGAGGCACGCAAUUCCGUUAGCAAUAUACCACCCGAUUUUACCGGUCCAGGAUAUCAUGGUGCCUGUGACUUUACUGGACCGAUACAAGCUGGAGAUGGCGAGUGGUUGGCCGUUGAUCCAUCUCAAGGUUUAACCAAUUAUGCAGCAUGUCUUUCGGAUGCCAUAUCUCGCAACUCAGAUCAACCAGACUAUCACUUGGAGCAACAGUACCCGCAAUUGCUUCCAUCAGGUCAAAAUCCACCUCAAAACGCAUCUCCGACCGAUGGCCUGGGUAGUCCUUCGGCAGUUUUGACCGUGCCUGAAGAAUCGGGCCUCGAACCUGUUGUAGAGGAGGAGGAGGAAGAGGAUUAUGAAGAUGAAGACGUUGUCAAUGUGGCAGGAGCGAGAGAAUAUAUCAGUUUCUAA
Echinostoma caproni is the source of this 582-nucleotide messenger RNA. The record is from the annotation of a GenBank genome assembly. Lineage: Eukaryota; Metazoa; Platyhelminthes; Trematoda; Plagiorchiida; Echinostomatidae.